Molecule: messenger RNA, 939 nt
Organism: Knipowitschia caucasica
Lineage: Eukaryota; Metazoa; Chordata; Actinopteri; Gobiiformes; Gobiidae
Source: the annotation of a GenBank genome assembly
AUGCACUCGUUGGCAAUUUCUGAAAAACAUGAUGACGACCUAGAGGCUGCUAAUGAUUUGCAGAAUAGUAUGAUUGAGAUGGAGGAAGCUGUUUGCUGGGAAGAUGACGACUCUGAUGAGGAUUAUGUUCCUUUCCUCUAUCUACGAUCUACUGGAGCUUCAAGGGCAGAAAUUGACAAGCUUCCUGAAAUACACAUAGAUGAGGCUGUGCUGGAUGUAGAGGAGGUGCCCAUAGUUCCUGAAGAAGAUCAACACAUUCCUGUAAGACACAAGGUUGAGACUGUAGAGGACCUCGUAGGAAAGGAAGCGAGCAUCUGCUACAAUGACAACUUGCUCUCUCUUGCAAGGUACAUGCAGUUGCCUUCUGAAUACUGCCUAAAGCCUGUAGAGGAGCAUUGGAAAGAGAGUAGAGAGAAGGUGUUGAACAAGCUUCGACAAAAGACUGAAGUAGUUGUACUUGGUGAUGGCAGAAUGGACUCCCCUGGCCACUGUGCACAAUUUUGUACAUACACCAUGAUUGAGCACGAGACCCGUGACAUUGUGCACAUUGUGAGCGAGGACAAAAGGAGAUUUGGCAGGAAUUCGGUCAUCUUGGAGAAAGUCUGUUUUGAAAAUUACAACUACCACAAUGGUCGAGAACAUAGACGCAACAGAAAAGGAGAAAAAAUUUACAGACGGUACUACAAUAAGAAGUCAAAAAAACUGGAGUGUGCAUGUUACAAAGGAGGCCAAGAGUAUGCCUACAUUCCCGACCUUCAGAAGGCAAUUCUUAGGAGAAGAUUAGAGAGUGGGUCAGGCCUUCCUCGAAGAAGAACCCUUUCAGAAGAUGACCCUGAGCGCCUUGGACUGGUUGGCACAGCGGACACACCACCCCCCACUGCUGAACUUGUGGCAAGACACACUUCCCGGGGAGCAAUGGCUCUACUAAUGGAAGACUAG